This is a messenger RNA of Owenia fusiformis, 760 nucleotides long. The record is from the annotation of a GenBank genome assembly. Lineage: Eukaryota; Metazoa; Annelida; Polychaeta; Sabellida; Oweniidae.
UCUGGAUUCUGUGUAAAAUGUUAUCGUGAGCAUGUUAAUACAACAAAACUGAAAAUUGAUCAAAAUUGCACAUUGCAAUGGAAGUGUGCAUCGUUUUGAUGUAACGAUAUAAGAAUGCCGUUAUCAUGAAUGCAUGGUAUUAAAGAAUAUGUUGCAAUAGGAAAUGAUAAAAUGAAGAUAUUGACUUUGAACAUUAACAAUGAUGUCCUUGAUUGAAUCUAAUUCGGAUGCUGAUGAUGAAGACACGUGGCUCUUGCAAAAUUUUGAUCCAAGGAGGGGUUCCCAGGAAGCAGCUAGCGCAAUGGCAUUUGUCCUACUUAUAUCUGGAAUGAUCCUCAUGGGGUUAGGUUAUUUUAUACCAAGGGACUACACAUUUGAUCCAUAUGAAGAGGCUAGAAAAAUGGAAUCCAUCGAGCAGUACUAUAUCACUCUGGCAAAACACUUGGAUAUUCUGAUAUUAGUUGGGAUGGCCAUCGUUUGCACUGGUGGUGUGAUCGUGUCUGUGUUGUUUGCCAUCGGCAUGUACAGAGCAGGGUAUAUUUGCAACUGGUCCGGCUCAAAACCAAGUGGAACUACUGGACGGGGUGAUCGUGGUAUAGGGAUCCCUGACUAUGGCAGUCGAGAUAUGGAGAGACAUCUCAUGCCAAACAUGUCGGCAGAAUAACCACAUUAUUGUAACUACAAAAUAUUGGUAUCGACAAAAAUGGCCCAUAAUAAAUAUAUAUAUAUUUAUAUUAAUAAUAUAAAACAAAAUGUUGAG